Thunnus maccoyii (southern bluefin tuna) is the source of this 4036-nucleotide messenger RNA. It is a transcript of the gene bicd2b, whose product is annotated as bicaudal D homolog 2 (Drosophila). The coding region runs from base 253 to 2718 and encodes 821 amino acids. Gene Ontology annotation, biological process: regulation of microtubule cytoskeleton organization; protein localization to organelle; microtubule anchoring at microtubule organizing center. The transcript is spliced from 8 exons. Gene Ontology annotation, molecular function: dynactin binding; cytoskeletal adaptor activity; dynein complex binding. The record is from RefSeq and is a predicted model, not a curated record. Gene Ontology annotation, cellular component: cytosol; Golgi apparatus. Lineage: Eukaryota; Metazoa; Chordata; Actinopteri; Scombriformes; Scombridae.
AUGAUCUCAACUCAAGUUUCCUCUGUGAGCUCCACGAAGAGAGCUUGGGAAAAGUCCUCAAGAAUGACAAAAGUAUCGUCUCUACUGAGCACCAUCGAUGUCUGCGGCGGAAACAGGCAGAUGGGUCUAAACUCUAUCUAAGUCACGACAAUGCGGCUCAAACAAAGAAGGCAGUGAUUUGUGGUCUAGGUGGUUUCUCCUGCUAAGUCAGGGUUGGGUCCCGUUACAGUUGUGAGUCGGCGGUUCGCCAAGAUGUCUAUGGAGGAGCAGGAAUAUCCCGAGGCGGUAUUGGUGACAGAGGCCGGGCCGCAAUGGCUCCAAGCCGAGGUCGAGCGUCUCACUCGGGAGCUGCGAGAAACGACCCAUGAAAAGAUCCAGGCGGCUGAGUACGGGCUGGCGGUGCUGGAGGAGAAACAACAGCUCAAGCAGCGAUUUGAUGAGUUGGAGACAGAGUAUGAGACGGUCAGACAGGAGCUGGAUCAGCUGAAGGAGGCCUUUGGGCAAGCUUACUCAACCCACAGGAAGGUGGCAGCAGAUGGGGAAAGCAGGGAAGAAUCGCUGAUCCUGGAGUCCGCCAGUAAGGAGGCUCUCUACCAGCGGAAGGUCCUAGAGUUGCAGAAUGAGCUUCGACAGGCCAAAGCCUCCAUCACCAGCGCACAAGCUGAAAACGAUCGUCUGUCAUCCAUCGCCCUGGAAAUGAGAGAGAAUUCAGACCUGGCGGAGCUGCAGCGCAGUCAGCUGCGCGAUGACAUCAGAGAGUACAAGGUGCGGGAGACUCGUCUGCUGCAGGACUACAGUGAGCUGGAAGAGGAGAACAUCUCUCUUCAGAAGCAAGUGUCUGUGCUGAGGCAGAACCAGGUGGAAUUUGAAGGCCUAAAGCAUGAGAUCCGCCGUCUGGAGGAGGACUCCCAGUGCCUCAACAGCCAGCUGGAGGAAGCCAUGCGGCUCAGAGAGAUCGCUGAGCGACAGCUAACGGAGGCCUUAGAGACGAUUAAAACGGAGCGUGAGCAGAAGGCCGCCCUGCGCAAAGAGCUCUCACAUUACAUGACCAUCGGCGGCUCCGUGUACAAUAGCUCUUUAAAUAUCUCCAUCGACAACCUAAAACUCAACGACGACCCUUCCGCCGUCACGGAGCCUGACAACGACGACCUGAUCCGAGGCUUCGAGAACGGCUUGAUCAAGACGGGCGAAGGUGACGAAGACAACCGAGCUGCUGUGAACAAGAGAGGAGAGCCCAUCAAACCGGCUCCUAGCCUGGUGGACGACCUGCUGAGUGAGCUCAACAUCUCGGAGAUCCAGAAACUUAAACAGCAGCUUGUACAGGUGGAGCGGGAGAAAGUGGCGCUUAUCAACUCUUUGCAGGAGAGCCAGAAGCAGCUGGAGCAGGCCUAUGGGACUGUCUCUGAGCAAAAGGAAACUGUCAACAAACUCACUGAGAAUCUCAGUGCAAUGAGGAAACUCCAGGCCAGUAAGGAGCGCCAUUCUGCCCUCGACAGUGAAAAAGACAGAGACAGCCAUGAUGACGGAGACUACUACGAGCUGGACAUCAACGGACCUGAGAUCCUUAAGUGUAAAUACACUGUGGCGGUUUCGGAAGCUGGAGAGUUGAGGCAGGAGCUGAAGACGCUGAAGGCACAGUACGAGGAAUGUCGGACACAGUACGAAGAUGAGCGAGCGCGACUGGAGAGCGAGGUCCAGGACUUAAGGUCAAGGUUAGCAUCCCUGGAGAAGAUUAGCCAAACGGAUAAAGCGGAGGUGGCUCGUCUGGAGAAGGAACUCCGUCUGGUUACCGAGGCUGCAGGAGAGUCACUUGGCAGCCUUAAUGUGGCGCAGGAUGAGCUCAUAGCUUUCAGUGAGGAGCUAGCCAAUCUCUACAACCAUGUAUGUAUGUGCAACAAUGAGACUCCCAACCGUGUCAUGCUCGACUACUACAAGGAAGGCAAGGCCAUAAUAAGAAGGGGGCAAGAAGGAGGGAAGGAGCACCACUCCUCCGUACUUCUCACUAAUGGACUGAUCACUGAGACUGACCCUGCAAAGUCAAACUCCAGUAGCACCACAGUCGCCCCGGCUCCAGCCCCAGAGCACCGCCCAGAACCCAUGAACAUCUAUAACCUCGUAGCCAUCAUCCGAGACCAGAUCCGCCACUUGCAGCAGGCAGUGGACCGCACCACGGAGCUGUCACGCCAGAGACUUGCCAAUCUGGAGCUGAGCACAGUGGCAGACAAAGACAAAGAGGCUUGUAUGGCAGAGAUUCUCAAACUGAAGUCCCUGCUCAGCACCAAAAGGGAACAGAUCGCCACUCUCAGAGCUGUGCUCAAGGCCAACAAACAGACCGCUGAGAUCGCUCUGGCAAACCUGAAGAGUAAGUAUGACAGCGAGAAGGUCAUGGUGACUGAGACGAUGAUGAAGCUCCGCAAUGAACUCAAGGCUUUGAAAGAGGAUGCCGCCACAUUCUCCUCUCUCCGAGCCAUGUUUGCUACAAGGUGCGAUGAGUAUGUGACUCAGCUGGACGACAUGCAGAGGCAACUGGCUGCUGCUGAGGAUGAGAAGAAGACCCUGAAUUCUCUGUUACGAAUGGCCAUCCAGCAGAAACUGGCCUUAACUCAGCGCCUAGAGGACUUGGAGUUCGAUCACGAGCAGGCGCGCCGCAACAGCGCCACAGCGGUGGGAGCGAAAGGCAAAAAAAAGGGCAAGGGAGCCUCCUCCAGUCAUCAUUAAAUCUCUCCAAGCCAAGUGUCCUUAAGGAGGUUCGUCAGUGUCUGUGACAGUUGUCAGUCACCUGUGCUCCUGGUUUCUUCAACUCUCCAAUCACGGUUCAAAUCAUGUCAUUGCUAACACUAGAAUACACCCUACAGUAUUUGCAAAGGGCCUUGUUUUAAAGUGCCAAAACAAACAUGCACAAUUCCUUACAGUUCUGUCCGAAAGUGUGACACGUUGCAUCAGUCUUCCAACAACAUAUAUAUAUACACCACUAUGAUUACUGAAGCAGAGGAAGAAUCAAGACGUGUGUUUUGCUGAUUACUUAUUGCCUGUGUAACCCUGACUGAGCACUUUCUGUUUUACUUAUUUGCUCUUAGGCGAUUCCACUAUUUUCUAAACUCUGAAUUGAUUCAAGUAUUAUACACUAUUUUUACUGGAUGUGCAUGUUUAUCUGCCAGAUUGUUGACAUCAUUUCCAAGUGAUUCUUAUCUUUUUAUCCAUAUUUAUUUCAUAGCAACAAAGAAUUAUGAGGUAUUUCUUUUAACUUUGAACUGACUGUGUGAAAUCAAACAAAAGAGACAGAUGAGCUUUUCUGCCUUUAGUUGUUGGCCUUCAAUAUAGGGAUGUCUUUCUGACAGCCCAGAGAAACAAGCAAGAUUUUUGAUAACCAUGUUUAUCUCAUGACAAAACAAUGCAAUUCAUUGUUUUCACUGAACAAUCCUGGAAAUACGGAGCUUCAAAUUCAGUGUCUUAACUAGAUUUUGUAUAACUGUGGUUCUCAUUUGUAGAAAUGGCAGAGCUGUUACAAAUCAUGCUCAUCAUGAAUAAGGAAGAGUAUUAAUGCAAAGCCUAUUUAAAGAUUUCUAAGUUAAGGUCAGAUGUUAAUAGUAUUCAUAACCUUUAUUCAUGAAGGAGAGUUUUUAAUGUUAUUGUUUUAAUACAGCUUUUUGUAAACCUUUUCAGUCCUAAAAUUCAUUGUCUUCCAACAAUACACCUGCAGUGCCAUUUUGUGUGUUUAUUGUGCCAGUGCAAUUUGCAAACAUGGCUAAAACUUCGUUUGUGCUAUGUCAAAAAUAUUUUACUUGUUGUUGCUUCUGUUCUUGGUCCCAAUUGAUUUUAUAUGUUUUUACUACGACUGCAUUUGUAUUUAUUUGCCACUAUUCAGACAGGAUGUCAUCAUCCUCUUUGUUUCAUAAGGGAGUUUGAGUGGAGUUGGGUGGUCCGAGUUUCAAGAAGAAAGAAUUUGUGGUAAAACACUAGCAAGAUUCAUGACUGCAGGCAACUGUCUAUGCUAACAGUUAUGAUUGGUGAAGAAAUAAAUCUAACUUUCACAAUU